This is a messenger RNA of Prunus persica (peach), 2796 nucleotides long. RefSeq names its product alpha-dioxygenase 2. Gene Ontology annotation, molecular function: oxidoreductase activity, acting on single donors with incorporation of molecular oxygen, incorporation of two atoms of oxygen; heme binding; peroxidase activity. NCBI's taxonomy places the organism in Eukaryota, Viridiplantae, Streptophyta, Magnoliopsida, Rosales, Rosaceae. The coding region runs from base 219 to 2120 and encodes 633 amino acids. The record is from RefSeq and is a predicted model, not a curated record. Gene Ontology annotation, biological process: response to oxidative stress. The transcript has 10 exons.
GGGGAUGGAUCAUAAGCUGUAAGCUGUAACUGGUUUGUUGGCGUAUGCAGCAAUCAAGAACCCUCUCUUUUUAAAUUCAUUGAUACAUCCCUUUCACCAUAUAUAGUAAUAAUAGUACUCCAUCUCUGCAUCUUUUUUUUUAAGAGAAAGAAAAGAAGAAGAAAGAAUUAUCAAGAACCAUAUUAUUAAUUCCAUUUCCAUCUAUAGAAACAGCAAAUAUGGCCUUCUUUCUCUCUUCUUGUUCUACCUUCGUUCAUCCCCAACUCCAGCCUAUUGUAGCCAAAAUGACUCUCCUUGACACCUUGUUCUUCUAUGUUAUUCAUUUUGUGGACAAGCUGGGAAUAUGGCACAGACUACCAGUUUUCAUGGGACUUGCUUACUUGGGUAUCAGAAGGCACUUGCACCAGCGUUACAAUCUUUUGCAUGUAGGGAGAAUCAACGGUCAGAAAUACGAUACCGAAAGACUGUCCUAUCGAACGGCUGACGGGACAUGCAAUCACCCUCAUGAUCAUCUGGUCGGGAGCCAAGGAACCUGUUUCGGUCGCAACAUGCCUCCCUCAACCUCACCCUACGGGUUGCUGGAGCCUCACCCUGCAAUUGUAGCCUCCAAGCUUUUGGCCAGGAAGAAAUUCGUAGACAAUGGGAAGCAGUUCAACAUGAUAGCCUGUUCAUGGAUACAAUUCAUGAUUCAUGAUUGGGUUGAUCAUUUGGAGGACACUGAGCAGGUGGAAAUUAAAGCUCCUGAAGAAAUCGCAACAGGGUGCCCUCUGAAAUCAUUCAAGUUUUAUAAGACCAAGAAAGUUCCCACGGCUUCAACUUCUUCAGACUCUGAUUGCUUGAAUGCAAGGACUCCCUGGUGGGAUGGGAGUGUAAUUUAUGGGAAUAACAUGGAGGGCAUGCAAAGAGUAAGGACAUUCAAAGAUGGAAAGUUGAAGAUUUCAGGAGAUGGCCUUCUAGAGCAUGAUGAGAAUGGUAUUCCUAUCUCCGGCGAUGUUCGAAAUUGCUGGGCUGGCUUCUCCCUCCUGCAAGCAUUAUUUGCCAAAGAACAUAAUGCUGCAUGUGAUAUGCUAAAAGUACAUUACCCAGAUUUGGAUGAUGAGAAGCUGUACAGGCAUGCAAGACUGGUCACUUCAGCUGUCAUUGCUAAAAUCCACACAAUUGAUUGGACUGUAGAGCUCUUAAAGACUGAUACUCUUCUGGCAGGGAUGAGGAUCAACUGGUAUGGAUUUUUGGGGAAGAGAUUUAAAGAUUUACAUGGACAUAUUUUAGGACCAAUACUUAAUGGAUUGGUUGGCCUAAAGAAGCCCAGAGAUCAUGGAGUUCCCUAUUCGCUGACUGAAGAGUUUGUAAGUGUGUACAGAAUGCAUGCCCUGCUACCAGAUAAACUCAUCCUUAGGGACAUUGAGUCUACAGCUUCUGAAGACAAAUGUCCUCCAAUACUUGAAGAGGUGCUUAUGAGAGAUAUGGCGGGUAAGGAGGGAGAACGAAGACUGUCGACAAUUGGAAUGGAGCAGAUGCUCGUAUCGAUGGGUCACCAGGCAUGUGGAGCUAUCACAUUAUGGAAUUAUCCAUCAUGGAUGAGGAACCUCAUUGCACAUGAUGUUAAUGGAGAAGAUAGAGCCGAUCCAGUUGAUAUGGCUGCAUUAGAAAUUUAUAGAGACAGAGAGAGAGGAGUUGCCCGGUACAACGAGUUCAGAAGGAACCUGCUGAUGAUUCCUAUUAACAAGUGGGAAGAUUUGACGGAUGACAAAGAAGUUGUUGAGGCUCUGAAGGAGGUGUAUGGAGAUGAUGUUGAGAAGCUUGAUUUGCAAGUGGGUCUACAUGCAGAGAAGAAGAUAAAGGGCUUUGCCAUUAGUGAGACAGCUUUCUUCAUCUUUCUACUUAUUGCAUCAAGGAGGCUAGAAGCUGAUCGUUUCUUCACAACCAAUUUCAACUCCAAAACAUACACAGAGAAAGGCCUUGAAUGGGUUAACAAGACAGAGACUUUGAAGGAUGUGAUUGAUAGGCAUUUCCCUGAAAUGACAAGAAGAUGGAUGAAGUGUUCAAGUGCCUUUUCAGUGUGGGAUUGGGAGCCAAACCCAGAAAGCUAUAUACCCUUAUAUUUGAGACCAGCUCCAUAAUUAUGUUUGUCAUGAAGGUUGCUGGAGUUUGGAAAUCUUGUGAUAUAUAGUGCAAUUUCGCUGUAUAUAAGAAGCAAGAUAGUUUUGUGUAAUAUAUGGGAGCUCAAACCGAUCUGUAUAUAUAGGAAGGAUAGGAAGCAUGUGGCGUUUAUAUCCUCAAUAAAUAAUACCAGUCUCAAAUAGUUUGUUGUCUAUCUUAUUCAACUUGUGUGUUUUGAUAAAUCUAUCUAAUCACAUCACAUCACAUAUUCCUAACCGUUAAAACUCUUAUAAAUUUGAAUUACUUUCGAAAUUUGAAUCAAUUAUAAAAGUUGGUUAGGCAGUGAGUAUGUCCCCUUGUACCCAAGUUUGAAUCUCUCUCCUCUUAGAUUAUAUUAAUUUAGUAUAGUUUAAAUUAUUGUUUUUAUUAAAAUAAAUGAAAAAAAAAAAAAAGGGAUCAAAAUCUUAAAGAACAAAGUAAAUUUGGGCUUGGGUUAUUGGUCAAAACUUUUGGUGUGUUGUUGUGUAGCCCAUACGCGACCCAGUACCCCACACAGGCCGCUUGGGGUCCUGGAGAGUAUUAGGCUUUUACGUCGUUCCAUUGUUGGGCUUCAGCAAAACUCACACACGAAACAUUUUUUCAAAAGAAAGCGCGGGAGUUUUCAACCAAAUUUAGCGGUAAAAGAAGAAUAGCCGA